Messenger RNA from Candoia aspera, 1250 nucleotides. It is a transcript of the gene CCNB1IP1, whose product is annotated as cyclin B1 interacting protein 1. Gene Ontology annotation, biological process: reciprocal meiotic recombination. The record is from RefSeq and is a predicted model, not a curated record. Gene Ontology annotation, molecular function: ubiquitin protein ligase activity. The transcript has 3 exons. Gene Ontology annotation, cellular component: synaptonemal complex. The coding region runs from base 105 to 935 and encodes 276 amino acids. Lineage: Eukaryota; Metazoa; Chordata; Lepidosauria; Squamata; Candoiidae.
ACAGUAAUACUUGUUUUACCCAAUAAAUGUGAUACUGUAUAGUGAAUGCCAUAUAAUUGUUCCACAGGAAUCCCUUGUAAUACGUUUGCCUUGGCUCCAGCAAUAUGUCUGUCUGUGAGGAUAUGCUUCUUUGCAAUUACCGCAAAUGUCGAGUCAAGCUUUCGGGCUACGCAUGGGUCACAGCCUGCUCACAUAUCUUCUGUGACCAACAUGGCAGUGGAGAGUUCAGCCGAUCACCAGCAGUCUGUCCAGCUUGCACCAGUGCCCUCUCUGGCAAGUUGGAUAUUGUUCGGACAGAGCUCAGUCCUUCUGAGGAAUAUAAGGCCAUGGUAUUAGCUGGAUUGCGUCCAGAAAUUAUUCUGGAUGUCAGCUCCAGGGCUUUGGCUUUCUGGACAUAUCAGGUCCAUCAAGAGCGCUUGUAUCAAGAGUACACCUAUAGCAAAGCAGAGGGCCACCUGAAGCAGAUGGAGAAAGUCUACGCUCAGCAACUCCAGAGCAAAGAUAUGGAGCUGACAUCCAUGAAGAGUGAAGUCUCCUCCUUGAAGAAAGUAUUGGAGGAAUACAAAAAGAAAUUCACUGAGCUCUCCGAGAAACUCAUGGAGCGCAAUCGCCAGUACCAAAAACUGCAGGGCUUGUAUGACAGCCUGAGGUUACGGAAUAUUGCUGUGGCCAAUCAGGAGGCAGGCCAAGAGCCUCCCAUGAUGCCUCAGCCCGCUGCCUUUGGUUUCCCUCUGGGUAACGCUGCCGGGCUCUCUGGGAACACUACGCCUCUCCAGGGCCGGCGUGGUGAGGGGGACUUCCGUUUCAAGCCCUUCUUUGCCUCCUCUCCACCAAUGGGCGAGUCUGGCAACAGCUUCUUUUCCUUUGCCUCUCCUGACAAUGAUUUGGAACAACACACAGGAGGCAACAGGGCUUAUAAAAUUAAGAGAAUGUAAACCCUAAUUUGCAUCUACAUUUAAUUGCAGGACCUUCUGAAAGUCCGGCUCAGUGUUUACGGGCCUGAGGUUUAAACAUAAAACAAAAUCUCAGCCCUAGAAAUCAGAUUUUCAUUACACCAGUAAUGUCAAUUAUUUUCCUGAAAACCUGAGCCAUGUCAUAUGUUAAAGCAAGAGUUUCUACAAUGAAAGGGUGACAGUUUUCAAAGUCAGUAUUUUUUGAACUGUUAUAUUGCUGUGUUACUGUAGUUGACCUGUGCAUGAGUUUGUUACAGUACACAUCUUGUCAUUGUUCUGUCACCUAGCAACCUCCGU